CUGAGCGCAUCUGUCAAUCAAAUAACGUCCUCCCCACUACCGCUGCCACAGUAAAUAUUUGUGUUUGCUCAACCGGCUGUAAUGGUGGACGAGUGAGGCAGAGACACGGAUUACAACUAGGGAGAAGAAAGAAAAGAAAAGAAGAAGAAAAACGGUCGAAAGUCUGCUUAGAGUCAGCAGCCGCGAGUGAAGACACGGGCUUCGUCGAAAAUGGAUGAACUCAAACAUCAAGUCAUGAUUAACCAGUUCGUCCUGACGGCGGGUUGUGCGGCAGACCAAGCGAAGCAGCUUUUGCAAGCGGCACAUUGGCAGUUCGAGACUGCGCUCAGUGCCUUUUUUCAAGAAACAAAUAUCCCAUAUGGCCAUCAUCAUCAUCAAAUGAUGUGCACCCCAGCCAACACACCAGCAACGCCCCCCAACUUCCCAGAUGCGCUGACCAUGUUCUCCCGGCUGAAAGCGUCCGAGAGCUUCAACAGCAGCGGCGGCAACCCCAUGGCCGCCGCCAUGGCCACCUCGCCCCCUCCCCCCCAGGUCGGUGGCUGGGGCGUCCCACCAAAUGUACCUAACCUGCCGCAGCCUCAGCAAGGACUCUGGACUCAGGGGCAGCCCCCCAUGCAGCCCUGCCCCACCUGGCCCAUGGGCGUCAACCCACACACGGGCGCUGAGCAGAAGGCUAGCGUAGCCAUGGAGGCGGAGAGAUGAAGGGCCACGUGGGACUGAAACAACACCCCCUCCUCCCACCUGGAGUUUGAAGGGAGGGGAAGGGAUGCAAAGCGGGGGAGGGUGGGAGGCAAUAAUGGGUAGAAUCGGGACACUUUUUGGAAUAAAAUAAAAACAGACGAGGAAUCUACGAAAACCAAGAAAAACUGAUCGCGGACACUUCACGAAGAGAAAACCGAUGCAAAUGUCAAAACCAGAGAGAGAAAAAAACGCACACGCAUAGUAAUAAGAAAACAACCGAGAUCUUUGUGAGUUUUCUAAGUAAAUGCCUAGAUACAGAAAUUACUAUUGUUGAACUUAAAACCUGAAAUGAAAAAAAAAAAAAAACCAUCGUCACGCCCAAGGAUUCUGUGAUGUUCGAGGACAUUUAAGGCAGCAGACUUUAGUUCAUUGUUUAGUUUCUUCUUUAAAUUUUUUUUCAGCCGGUGUUUUGAACCCACCGGCGUUCUGUGUUUUUCUUCAACAGUCUGUGCUGCAUGAGGAAAGAGGAAGUUGUGACGCAGUGUUUUCGAUCGACUCAAAUUUCUUCACGCACUUGAGUGUGGAUGUGUGUGAAGAGGUCAGUUUGUAAUCAAACACACACAUAUACAGUGUAUAUAACACACACACACACAUUAGGGUUUAGAAGAAACACCUCCACGGUCAUCCCCAUCGUCAUAGGUGGGACUUUUCUUACCUCACCUGGUGGUCACCUGACUUCUUUCAGCCAAUCAGGGAAUUUCUUAAACCAACUGUUGCCGAUGCAGGACAUGUUUUUAAAAGUUAUUUAGUUUUUUCCUUUCCUAAUGGCAGCAGACACUCUGGUUUAUGCUAAUUGAUCCUUUUCCUGACAGUUUUAAACCUGGACUCUGACUGUAUCUGUCCACUGUAUAGUUUUAUUUUUCCCUAACAGAUUUGGGUAUUGCAAGAAAAAUGAGAAUUAUUGUUUGAUAUAAUAUUGUUUAUAAUGCGUUUUUUUGUUGAAAGGUUAAAGGAAGAGGCUUUGAAAGUGGGUGGGGCUUCAGGUUGUGACUUAAUUGCAGCUAAAGAUUUAAACAAAAAAAUAGAUAAAAAGACGAUUACUCCAUCUUUUUAAAGCGAUACGCCACUUUGCAUGACGUUCAUAACCUGUAACAUCUUUUGUAGCAAGCAUACGUGAGGUUGAGGGAUUUUGGGGGGUGGAUGAAGCAAAAGGGCAGGGUGGUGGUGGGAGGUCGUUCCUAAAGUUAAUUUAAAAAAGCAGUGCGUCUCACCGCAAAGACUAAAUUGGACCGAUCUUUGAAAUAAUGGGUACAAUUUGAUAUGAGCCAUCACACCAAAUUGUACCGUGCACCUUUUGGAGGCCCUCCACGGACAGUUUGGGGACACUACAGACUACUUUCAGAUAUACAGCCUCCAGUAUAAAGACCCUCAGACACUGUACUUUGGGGGGGUCUGUACAGUAUAUCGCUGUUGACCGGUCCUGGGUCUGCUGAUGCCGCUGAGAGACGGUUUUGGGAAAACCCUGAUAUAUGGCAAUAUUUUAAUCACAGGGUUGGCCCCCUUUUUGAUUUGUCUUCUGCUAUUUUUACAUUAAUCAAAGAGCAUAAGAGGAAUAUUUUCAAUAGCUGAGGGUCUUUUCAUUUUUUAAAGAGCAAACGCAUAAUUAGAAAAAUUAUUGAUAUAAGAAUCUUAAAUAACCAACAUCCUUUUUUAUGUUUAAUUUUAGACUGAUAAUGUUUGAAUGCAGCCCUUUUUUCCUCCAUGCUUCCUACUUUAUUUGGUUAAAUCAGAGCGUUUGGGUGGGCCUGUUCCUAAAUGGUUUCUCAUGUAUGUUUCUCCCUUGUAUGACUGUAUGAGACCAUUCCCACAAUAUUUGUGGACUACCUGAUAAUUAACUUAUCAUUUUUGUGAACCUAAAUAAAUAUUGUAUGUCAACUGA
Nematolebias whitei (Rio pearlfish) is the source of this 2620-nucleotide messenger RNA. It is a transcript of the gene ubald1a, whose product is annotated as UBA-like domain containing 1a. The record is from RefSeq and is a predicted model, not a curated record. The transcript has 3 exons. Lineage: Eukaryota; Metazoa; Chordata; Actinopteri; Cyprinodontiformes; Rivulidae. Bases 211 to 702 code for a protein of 163 amino acids. Gene Ontology annotation, molecular function: protein binding.